UUUUGUCGUGGGAAUAACAUCUAUUGUACUGAACGGAGAAGAACUGCCAGAUGGUACUGGCCACACAGAGAGGCGGGGCUUGCUUCUUCUGCACUUUUCGCUCUGCUGAGUUACGAUUUAUCAGGCCAGCCACAACCAAUGUCAAGAGACACUUUUCGACUGGGCGCGUUCAAUCGGGCAUAUUGGACGACUUAUUGAGCCCCUCACGAAACCCACCACCCGUCACUCGCACUGAGAAGAGAGACACUGAGCGAAGACUUAGGGGCAAGAGAAAGGGAGACCGUCACGCAAUUUACGAUGGUUCGAAUUCACGGGGGUUUGCGCCUGCAAAUAAGGAAAGAAAGAGAGAGCCGAAAAACGAUCCUGUGACAAGAAUUCCGGGCAGAGGAGCCCAUUCUCUAUUCCUCGGACCCGAUGAUGUUACACGUUCAUCAGAUAGGCGUCAGAUCCCGAUCCGCAUUCCCCAAGCAGCAUCGCACAGCAUCUUCAGCGGUAGCUCACACCGUCGAGGUUAUGCUUAUAUACCACUCGAAACUAUCCACAAGCGCAUCUUAGGAGAGUUUAAAGACUUGCGAUAUGAAAUCUCACAGGCGUAUGACCCGCAAGGUCCAGCGGGCUCGAAUUCGGAUGGAUUUACUGGACUCGCAACCGUGGAGGAAUUUAACAAAGUGGCGGAUGAUUUUGCUGCCUCUCUCACAAGAAGUUAUGUUGCUGCAGAUCCAAAGAGUCAGCAGAAUCCCAGGAAGAAUCCUACAGGCAGAGACAAAUUAUCCAAGGCUAGUAACGCAGAAGGCAGUGGAGUCAAUAAUUCCGAUGAAGCAUCAUUGUUUAAUGAGUUGCGGCAAGUACUUAUUAUUGACCCAUAUGACUUGCCCGGUCGACUUAAAUAUUUGUUUACAAAGUUUAUUUGUGACGCCAAAGUUUCGCCACAGACAUUAAGACAACAACAAAAAUUCGUGGAUUUACGAUACCCCAUUGAAUGGUUCCCUGCUACUCGAGCGUUGCAACGCAAAGUACAUCUACACGUUGGGCCGACCAAUUCCGGAAAGACCUAUCACGCCCUUCAACGUUUAGAGCAAGCCGAGUCCGGCCUUUACGCCGGCCCUCUUCGACUUCUUGCUCACGAAGUUUAUUCUCGCCUCAACGCAAAAGGGAAACCAUGUUCCUUAAUAACCGGCGAAGAACGGCGGUUUCCAGAAGGCCCGACACCCACCAUGAGUAGCUGCACGGUUGAAAUGGUUCCACUGAACACCGAGGUUGAAGUCGCAGUGAUAGACGAAAUUCAAAUGAUUAGCGAUGGGUAUCGUGGAUGGGCUUGGACGCAGGCCUUUCUUGGCGUCAGAGCUAGAGAAAUCCACAUUUGCGGUGAAUUAAGGACGAUUCCGUUGAUACAGAACCUAUGCAAGUUGAUGGGGGAUGAAUUGACGGUACACCGCUACGAGCGUCUUACCCCCUUGGAGUGCAUGGGGAAGAGUCUCCACGGGAAGCUAGACAAGCUUAAGAAGGGAGAUUGCAUCAUUCUAUUUUCAAGAGUUGCCAUACACGCAAUGAAAAAGGAAGUAGAGAGAGCCACCGGAAAACGAUGUGCCGUUGUAUAUGGUUCUCUUCCUCCAGAAACCAGGGCACAGCAGGCUGCAUUAUUCAAUGACCCGGACAACGAGUACGACUAUCUCGUUGCCAGCGAUGCUGUCGGCAUGGGGCUGAACUUAGCCAUCAGGCGUGUCAUUUUCGAGACGUUAUCUAAAUUCGAUGGGAAAUCCCACCGCAACAUUCCUAUUUCUGAAAUCAAACAGAUUGCUGGACGUGCUGGCAGAUACAAGACUGCGGCAGAGGCUAUUAAAAAGAAAGAUGGCCCUGCUGGCGAGGUCUCUCGACAAGUGGAAAGGAAUGUUGGCCUGGCUACGACACUUGAUGCCGUCGAUCAUUCUCUUCUAAAGUCAGCUAUGGGCACCGACGUGGAGCCCCUCAAAACGGCAGGGAUUUUCCCUCCAUCAACGAUACUUCAAAAAUUCGCAGCUUACUUCCCAAAAGGCACGCCCUUAAGCUACAUAAUGUUGCGGCUGAACGAGUUCGCGACUCUUAACCCCAUGUUUACCCUUUGUGAUUUCAAUGAGCAGCUACUGCUUGCUGAUAUGAUCGAACCGUUCAACCUGACACUCCAGGAUCAGCUAGUUUUUAUAGCAGCUCCUGCAAAUGUUAAACGGAGAGAACAGAGACCGAUUAUAGAGGCACUGGCAGCUAUUAUCGCAAACCGGAGUGCCACAGACCUCCUUGAAAUCCCUGCUCUGAAUCUUGAACUCCUUGACGAAACUCGGACAGAAGGGAAGGAGUACCUUUCCAAGUUAGAGGCACUUCACCAGGGCAUCACACUCUAUCUCUGGCUCAGCUACCGAUUCGCUGGUGUUUUUAGGAGCCAGGCGCUGGCGUUCCACAUCAAAUCUCUGGUGGAAGAAAAGAUUAAUGAGUCUUUAGCCAACGUGCCAUUCGAAGAGAAUCGGAGGCGUAUGCUUCAAGCUCUUAAAUUAAAGGCGCUUCAAAAGCAGGCUGAAAAGGAGGCCUUAAUGGCACCAGCUGUGGAAACGGAAACUCCCACGCCCAUGAGCUAUGAAGAUGAGGAUCGCCAAGAGCCGUUGAUAGACGCGGCAGAUGAAGAGGCGAUUUCUGAAGAAGCAGUUGCCGACGAAGCAGAAGACGAUGAUGAAUAUGUGGAGGAGCCAUCGAAUAUACCCAACGCUGAAAAAACCGGAGGCGACAGCUAGACGAAGGCAAUACGCCUGGCCAAAGAUCAAAGGUCCAGUGUUGGCUUUUAUAUUAGGUGUAUGAUAGUGAGUGUAUAUUACUGUAUCUGUUGGAUUAUAUAGCGGCAUCUCCGGAAAAGGAGCAAAGGACAUAGAAUAUAAGAUAAGGAUGGAUAAAGGCUAUGGGUAGCCAUGUAUUUCUGAAAGCGGACAAACUUCCCAAUUAUUAUUAAUCUACCUUACGCAUUUUCAGCUUCUUCAUAAGAUUCAUUCAAUGAAUAAUGGAAUGUGAGUAUAAUUCAUAAUUUCCAAUGUUACUAUUCAUCACAAAUUUAUCUCACUUCAGUAACCCACCGCUGCAGAUUUCUCUUAUUUAAUAAAUUGCUGUGUGGGAAAAAUGGAUACAAGUGGUGUUCACGUUCCAGUUAGUAGUAUUCACGUUCCUGGGUUGUGUUCUUUGUUUGUGGACACAACUUUACUCAUAACCAGCUGUUACGGCUCUCUUCCACACCUCUACAACUUUACUCUCAUCACCUGUAACAGAUACUUCUUACACGUCUCAUAUAACCUCAGCAACAGCCUUAUUUAUACAAUGUUAUGCUGCCAUCAAUAACAUUAUAUCUACAACACAGGUACUACAGAGCAUUCUGUCAGCACAAACCCUGAGCACCACCCACCCCCCUCAAACUUUUACUCAAUUUCACUUAAAAUGUGGCCAAGGUGCUAA
This is a messenger RNA of Pseudogymnoascus verrucosus, 3465 nucleotides long. It is a transcript of the gene SUV3, whose product is annotated as RNA helicase. Gene Ontology annotation, biological process: RNA catabolic process; mitochondrial RNA 3'-end processing. NCBI's taxonomy places the organism in Eukaryota, Fungi, Ascomycota, Leotiomycetes, Thelebolales, Thelebolaceae. Gene Ontology annotation, molecular function: hydrolase activity, acting on acid anhydrides; ATP binding; RNA helicase activity. Gene Ontology annotation, cellular component: mitochondrial degradosome. The record is from RefSeq and is a predicted model, not a curated record. The transcript has a single exon. Bases 51 to 2759 code for a protein of 902 amino acids.